CCAUCCAAACGACCGUUAAUUUUCCCGUUCACGUCUGAGCGCGCGGUUCAGACGUAUUAUAGUUGCAACGAACGACGAAAAUUAUUAAUACCGAACCCGUGUAAUGUCAAUAUAUUGUGAUAAUAAUCAAUUAUUGUUUUCCUCUAGUGCGUGUCUCAUUAUCCACGGGCUGGAUAUUACAAUCAGCCGUAUUUUUGGAGUGUUUAUUUUUUUUUAAAUUUUGUAUCAAGAUCGAAGAGGGAACGAUUAUCGAUUUACCGCUCCUGCAGCGGCAGUGCCAUGCGACCGGACUGGUCAUCGACGGCGCUCCGCAUGACAUUAGUUGUGGCGUUGAUUCUCGACAAUGCGUGCACGUCGAAAAGACAAAAGCGUCAGUUGUUCCGCGAGAACGUAUUGCCAUACUUUGGUGGUAAAAUACCAGAUUCUGCGUUUCAUGCAGACCGCUUGGCACUAAAUAUGCUGAACAAAGAAGGAAUAUCUGUGCCAGAUGGUAUUCUGUUCGAAUCCAGACCCAAAGAGUCGUUCCACCAAAGUCAACGGAACGAUCCAGAACUACUCAACUCAGUAGUCAAAAUGAUCCAUACGCCAGACGGCAGGUUUAUACCUUCAGAAGGCCGGUACGAGGCUGAAAACGAAGUAGAGUCCACUUACAGAAUAUUAAUACCCUCGAAUAUACAGAAUUAUAAUCUGCCGAGGUUUAGGCCGGUACCAGAAGCUCUACAGCUGUCUGUUCAGCAUGUUUUUGAGAGCGGCCGGUUGUCAAUCGCACCCAUUAUGGGACAAAUAGGUGUUCCAUUAUACCCUAUAUUACAGAGUUGGAAUUCACAUGAUGCCCAUCGGCCCUACGUCGACCAGUUCAAUCACAAUGUCAAUCAAAUUAUAAAUGUCCAAUCAAACGUUAAAAACGUACAUUUGACAAGUUUUGUGUGUGAUAGAUCAGGAAAAAUGUAUCCAGAUCCAGAAACUCAAUGUCAGGUUUUUCACUUAUGCCAUUACAAUGGAUUCAGAGAGACGUUCGUUUGUCCACAUGGAACCCGUUAUAAUCCAUCGUUACAGGAAUGUAGACUUUGGUACUUAACUCCCUGUUUGGAUAUACGUAGGCCUUAUUAAGUCAAUUGUCAAUAUGAAAAUAAUUCAUUAUAAUUGUUUUCAACUUUAACUGUCAUAGAAGUCUGCGAAUAAUAUUCCUGAAUGCAUCCAUUGUAUCACAUAAUAUUAUUUUACAAGGACAAUUAAUUGAACACGUAUUAUUUAAUUCAAACAAAAAUACAUCUAAUUAUGUGUCAGAUACCACGAAUUGUCUAACAAACAGUAAAACAACUUGCGAUCAGUUGUUUGUGUGUUAUUGAUUACAAAUUAUAUUAAUAUUAUGAUAUAAUUUAUACUUGAAAAUACAAAAGUAUUUUUUGUUUAUACUAUUUUAGUUUAUGAAAAACAAAAUAUUUAUUUAUAGCUGUGUUAGUGUGUUACAUAAAUGAAUCAAAAUAAAAUUAUACAAUAAAUAUUUGAUUAUUAA
Messenger RNA from Myzus persicae (green peach aphid), 1516 nucleotides. RefSeq lists its product as uncharacterized. The transcript is spliced from 5 exons. Gene Ontology annotation, cellular component: extracellular region. Gene Ontology annotation, molecular function: chitin binding. Bases 280 to 1110 code for a protein of 276 amino acids. Lineage: Eukaryota; Metazoa; Arthropoda; Insecta; Hemiptera; Aphididae. The record is from RefSeq and is a predicted model, not a curated record.